AUGGCGACACUCUCUCCGCAAUUGAGAAGACACCGAGUUCCGGAGGCCUGGGAAUUCAACGCUGAGACAGCGGUUAGAGGCCUCUGUAAGUUGCGCAAGAAAGACUCCUUCGUGGCUGCGCGACAAAACAGAUGUGCAGCUCCUGUGGCUGCAGCCCAGCGUGCGGAUUCCAAGUCAAGAACGACAGCUCAGUCGUACGAUCCGCUCGCUCGGUUGUAUUCCGUAUCUCAUAGCGGUCAACAAGUUACGCAUGAUAAUGACAUGGCUAACCUCUCCACGGCUCAAUAUCACAGUGGACGAUUUGAUCCAACGAAAGACUUCAUCGCGCGACAGAUGGUCACUCGUGACGAGACAAUGGAACCUCUGACAGGGUUUUCCUUGAAUCGCUGCGCUGCGUGA
Molecule: messenger RNA, 399 nt
Organism: Sphaerulina musiva SO2202
Lineage: Eukaryota; Fungi; Ascomycota; Dothideomycetes; Mycosphaerellales; Mycosphaerellaceae
Exons: 2
Coding region: 1-399 (132 amino acids)
Source: RefSeq, a predicted model, not a curated record